Lytechinus variegatus (green sea urchin) is the source of this 1605-nucleotide messenger RNA. RefSeq lists its product as uncharacterized. The record is from RefSeq and is a predicted model, not a curated record. Bases 397 to 1080 code for a protein of 227 amino acids. The transcript has 3 exons. Lineage: Eukaryota; Metazoa; Echinodermata; Echinoidea; Temnopleuroida; Toxopneustidae.
GCGACUAUUCACGUUGGAUUAUUAGUUUCAGCUUCGAUCGCCGUACGAAUACGAAAGCUGCUCGCCUUGUUUGAAACAAAUUUGAUCAAUACUCCUAACCAAGACAACAUCGAAUGUUUUCAAAAGUGGUAGGAGAUUGACAAUUGAUUCAACAAUUCACUUUUGACAAUACAGCUCAGGUCUUCAAGUACAGGAAAGCUUAUUCAUAACUAUUUCUUUCAGGACCCGUAGGAUUGGUUUUUAUGAUAUAUCUAUUGUAAUAGAGUUAGGAGGACGCCGGUGUAUCCACGUGUUCAGUUCAUCAACCCUCGCUUGGAGGUUGGAUUUUCAAGUAUUCGAUUUAACUCAAAUCGUUACUUCUCAGGACUUGAAGACUUAAAAAUCAUCACGAUCAUCAUGAGGUCGACAGUACUUCAAUUUCUCUUGUUUUUCUUCUCGUAUUCAACCAUCGUCUCGGCAGUACGGUUCACAGAUCCACUCGAAGAGUUCUUGAUGAGGGAAAGACUGCGACUUCAGGCAGAGGAAGAGAGAUAUAGGGCGGAGGAGGAGCGACAACGACUGAGGGACGCCGAACCGGUUGGCGAGUUCAGCAGCGGGGUUCCAACGGACGAAAGUCCAGAGGCGACUACGGGAGCUUUCGUCACCGAUGAUCAGACGACGACAACGCUGACGCAAAAGUUGACGACGUUGUCGACGCGUCUUCGUGAAACGGAAAGUCAGUGUUGUAUUUUGGGAGCUAGGGCAGGGCGUAGUGGAUUCCUCUGUACUCCUGAGAACUACAGACCGCAAGUUCUUAUGAGGCACGACCCAAGCAGAAUGGGCAACUUCAAGAUCACGAGAGAAGAUCGACAGCGCUACAUCGAGUUAAGGCAACACAGCAAAUGUGUCUCUGGAGCUGUACCAAGGCUUUCUGAAGAAUUCCAACGCUGCUGCAAGCAAGCUUACAUCGAAACCCUGGACGAGGAGGUGAUCGGAGCCGCCGACGAGCUCGACAUGCCCAUCAUGCUGGAGCUCCCCCUCCAGAUGGACAUCAUCACCAAACAGAGGAAGACGCCAAGACAUAAAUCUCACAAAGUGUAGAAUGCUAGACUCUCAAAAUCAGACUUGGCUAAAGAUGUUUGACCAUGGUCAAGCACCGCGGAUGAGACAAAUGCGCGCGGCUCCCGACGAACCUGCUCGGCGGCACUGCAAGAUUUUCAUGAGGAAGGUGGAUGCCGUGUGAAUUAAGAGAUGAAAAUUGCACUGACGCAAUACAAUAACUCCUGGCAAAGAGGAGUUGUUCUUUCACUCUUUUUUGUUGGACAUGGUUUGUUAUGACUUGUAAUACCACUCAGUAUUAUUAUCCUAAUAGUGAUGAUAUUAUGAGAAUUUUGAUUUUUUGCAUCUGAAGCUAAUGGCUUUGCGUUUUAAAGCGCCAUUUUAUUCUUUCUGGCGUUAGUCAAGUCUAUCGGAAUAAUUGAAUUUCAUUGAUUUAUUUUCUGGUUGCAAUUCUUGCUUAAAUUGCAUAGCACAUCACACCUUUGACAUUGUCCAAGUAGGACGAAUUUUACAGGGGCCGCGUAACCGGGACGGGGCGCUUCAGCUCCCAUUUGUUUCAGUUAACGU